This is a messenger RNA of Scatophagus argus, 1650 nucleotides long. RefSeq names its product eukaryotic translation initiation factor 3, subunit I (gene eif3i). The transcript has 11 exons. The record is from RefSeq and is a predicted model, not a curated record. Gene Ontology annotation, cellular component: cytoplasm; eukaryotic translation initiation factor 3 complex, eIF3m. Lineage: Eukaryota; Metazoa; Chordata; Actinopteri; Scatophagidae. Gene Ontology annotation, molecular function: translation initiation factor activity; protein binding; RNA binding. The coding region runs from base 16 to 1218 and encodes 400 amino acids. Gene Ontology annotation, biological process: cytoplasmic translational initiation.
UUUUAAUUGUGUUCCAUGUUCAGUAGAAUUGCUAUCCACGUGCUAUAUGUGCUAAAGUGCCGUAUUACAGUUAGGGGGCGCACCAACGCCAUUGUUUUUCUUUUGUGUGUGACACAGGAAUUGCGUCACCUUCCUUUUCCGCUGCAGCUCCGGCGCCUGAAACACGAGUGUUCAUCUUUUCUCUCUUUACGGGAGGCGCAGUUAACAUACUGGACCGAGUGGCAAACCGUAGCUGAGAAAAUGAAACCUAUCCUCCUCCAGGGCCAUGAGAGGUCCAUCACUCAAAUCAAGUAUAACAGAGAAGGAGACCUGAUUUUCUCCGUAGCUAAAGACACGGUAGCCAAUGUAUGGUACUCUGUUAAUGGUGAGAGGCUUGGCACCUACAAUGGACACACAGGAGCUGUUUGGUGUGUCGACUGUGAUUGGGACACAAAAAAUGUAUUGACGGGAUCAGCAGACAACAGCUGUCGACUGUGGGACUGUGAGACGGGUAAACAGCUGGCCCUGCUCCACACCAACUCUGCUGUCAGAACGUGCGGUUUCGACUUCAGCGGCAACAUCAUCAUGUUCUCCACAGACAAGCAGAUGGGUUACCAGUGCUACCUGAACUUCUUUGACCUGAGGGAUCCACAGCAGAUCGAGGACAACCAGCCCUACCUGUCGAUACCUUGCAGCGACCACAAGAUCACCAGUGCUGUGUGGGGACCUUUGGGAGAGUUUGUCAUUGCCGGUCAUGAGAAUGGAGAGUUCAACCAGUUCAGUGCCAAGUCUGGAGAGAUCCUGAAGAAGGCCAAAGAACACACCAAGCAAAUCAAUGACAUCCAGACAUCAGUGGAUCUCACUAUGUUCAUCAGUGCCUCUAAGGACAACACUGCCAAGCUGUUUGACUCCACUUCUCUGGAUCACAUCAAGACUUUCAAGACAGAGAGACCUGUCAACUCUGCUGCCAUCUCCCCCAUUAUGGAUCAUGUGGUGAUGGGGGGUGGACAGGAGGCCAUGGAGGUCACCACUACUUCCACCAGGAUAGGAAAGUUUGAGGCAAGGUUCUUCCAUGCUGCAUAUGAAGAGGAGUUUGGAAGGGUCAAAGGUCAUUUCGGCCCCAUCAACUGUGUGGCAUUCCACCCUGAUGGCAAGAGUUACAGCAGUGGAGGAGAAGACGGAUACGUAAGGAUUCAUUACUUUGACCCACAGUACUUUGACUUUGAACUGGAGGCGUAAACAGUCAGGAUCCUCAAAUCCCACAGCCACAACUAACAUCGCACUCAGGCCAAGAACACCGGACCUGAGUGCAUUCGCAGUCAGACAAGCUCGCCUUCCUCCUUUCAUCUGAACUGAUCUGAAGUCAGGUCAAGUCAGACCUCUAGAGGUCAGCUGCCAGUGACUAAAUUCAGCCUGUAUACUUUUCACAGAUUGCUUCAAAUAAAGGUAAAGUGGUCAGAAGAAUUAACUUCAACUCAGUGACAAGUGUGGUCAUUUUUCUAACAUUACUAGGAAACUGGGUGAAAUCAGUGGCAGUUUUUGUACCCUGGAUCUGCAAAACUAUCCUGACUGGACUUUAAAAUCCACACUCUGAUUUCUCAAGUUAUUUAAUUUGAUAUUUUCUGUUGUAAACCAUUCCACUAGAAGUCACCAUAAAAUUACUGAAUUCAA